This is a messenger RNA of Labrus mixtus (cuckoo wrasse), 1240 nucleotides long. RefSeq names its product CAAX prenyl protease 2-like. The coding region runs from base 177 to 1151 and encodes 324 amino acids. Gene Ontology annotation, cellular component: endoplasmic reticulum membrane. Gene Ontology annotation, molecular function: metalloendopeptidase activity. The record is from RefSeq and is a predicted model, not a curated record. The transcript has 7 exons. Lineage: Eukaryota; Metazoa; Chordata; Actinopteri; Labriformes; Labridae. Gene Ontology annotation, biological process: CAAX-box protein processing.
GUGUGUGUGUGUGUGUGUGUGUACUCCCAGUAGAGUAUUAGAGCUAAUCAGCUUGGCUCGCUCCACUAAUCUGAAAUGACAGACAGAACGUAACCAGUCCAGAGCAUGAUAAGCCUGAGUUACCUUUAGCUCAAUGAGGAAUCUCUUUCAGCUCUUAAAACACCUACGGUUCUGUCAUGCUAAAACCAGAACAGGACUUAGUAAUAAUGGAGGAGGAGAACACCUAUACAAGAUGUUGGGUGUGUGUGCUGAGCUGCCUUCUGCUCGCGUGUGUGUACGUUGGCAGCCUGUACGUCUGGAGAAGCAGCUUACCCAGGGACCAUCCCAGUGUGAUAAAGCGUCGCUGUGCCAGUGUGCUGCUGGUCUCUGCGCUGUCACCAGCAGUGGUGAAGGUAUGGAUACACUGGGCCGAUGUCAAAGUGGACGUGUCUGUUUGGGAGCUGAUGGGGGUUCGUUUGGAAGGUCUGGUUCCUGCAGCUUUAUUGCCUUUACUACUCACCAUGGUACGUCAGGGGGUCUCCUCCAGAGAAAACAUAGAAAAAGAAGGCAUUUCUUGCCUACAACAAAAAAUAUAUAUAUGUCAUCGUAAAGUCUUGACUUUUAUUUGCCCAGAUGUUCAGUCAUGGAGGCAGUGUGCGAGAGAUGCAGUGUGGCUCAGGAACCAGGUGGUGGCACCAGUGACAGAGGAGCUUGUGUUCAGAGGAGCGAUGCUGCCCAUGCUGGUGCCGUGCACAGGACCCACAGCUGCCAUCUUUACUGCUCCUCUCUUUUUUGGUGUGGCUCAUUUACACCACAUCAUAGAACAACGGCGGCUUCACAAGGACAGCAUGAGAGUCAUCCUCUCGAUUUCAGGGAUCCAGUUCUUAUACACAACUGUGUUUGGUGCCUUUACCGCCUUCAUUUUCAUGAGAACUGGCCAUGUGGUGGGUCCAAUUUUGUGCCAUUCGUUUUGUAACAGUCAGGGCCUUCCAGACAUCAGUGCAGCACUUCAACACCCUCAAAAGUCACCUCUUCUCCUCUCAUAUGUUAUGGGUUUGCUGCUGUUUCUGGUGCUCCUAUUCCCACUGACAGACCCCUUCUUCUAUGGUGUCGCUCCUGUCUGCAGCCUGGCUCCCCCCUCCAGCCUCUGUCUGCCAGAUCCAGUGAAAUGAAAUAUACACCCACUCUUGAAACAUUUUGUUUCUCCAAUGAAGUUCAUUUUGUGUUGGGUUUUUCAAAUAAAAACCUUUUAUAAAGAAAA